AUGACGAACAAUGAACUAAAGCCAAACGCAGCCCUCCCUGGUCUCCAGAGGUGUCCUGGGCUGGCUUUGCGUGGAGGCUGCCCGGCCUUGAUCAACUCGGGAAGACAAAAUCGAGCCAUUAUCUCCUCUUGGAAAGGAAUCUUGCCAGAAAAACGGGAUUUCAGGCCCUUCCCUCCCUGCCUGGGCGCCGGGCCACCAGAAGGCUCUGCCAAGCACCAAGAGAUCUCUGGGCUCUUGUCAGCUGCUUUUGAACCUGAGGUUCCUGUGUCGUUGAGCCAGAAAUCAGACCACCGAAGCUCACUCCCUUCCUCUCCAUCUCUCCCUCUCUUCGAGACUCUGGCGGUGGCCUGUGAUCCUGAAGACAGCUCUGCAGCCAACUGGUGCUUCGGCCUUUGCGCUGUCCCGGGGCCAGCUUCCCUCGACCUGGGGAGGCCAUGGCCUGUGAAGGAGGCCCAGGUAAAGGCUGGCAGCUGUUGCUGGCUCUCUUCUCUGCUUCUGGAAGCUUCCGCCUCACUCAGAAUGGGCAGGACAGACCCACUAACUGGACUGCAGAGUCUGGAGGGUUCCAUUGGUCAGGGGAAAGGUGGGCACGUGGCCUCUUGCUGUGCUCCUUGUCACAGACCCGAGGAGCAACUCUGUCCCCUGAGCACUGGGGGUCCUGGGGAAGAGGUGGACAGACAGCUCCCUCCAACUGGCAUUUGGCAACAGGAGCCUGGACUUCUGUGCAAGAAAGGGAGACCCAAGGGUGAACAGUGGAAAAAAAAAAAAAAAAAAAUCCUAGAGAACAAACAUCCAAUUCCUAGGUGGUUACAAAUCAUGACUUUCUGCAAAUCAACACCAGGAGAGCAACUUACAUUCAUUUUUUUGUCUUAAAAAGUAGCAGCAACUGGCCCCACAACUCCUGUCAAUAUAAUUUAUUCCGCCACCACCUAACAGGAUGGGGUGGAGGGAGUUUGGAUAAAUGGGCUGAGCUGGGCUUCUCUUCCUCUCUACAGAGGGGAGAUCUCAGCACUUUGUCCGGAGCUGAGGAAGUGGGUUCUGUGUUUUACAGUUUUUCCAGCCAUUCUUUUUUUUCCCCCUCCUGAAGCAAGCAAAGAGCGUGGAAGCGUGUACUGGCUUGGAAGAAGAACUCUCUAGAACAUGGAACUUAACCCUCUUUUAUAUAAAACAUGUGCUUUCUAAAGAAAAAUUGUUUCUUACUUUUUGAGACUCCUUGAUCCACCCUGGAACAGUCGCCUGUAGUCCUGGUAGCUGUCGUGCUUGGAAAUAACGAGCGCAUCCUUACCUCAGCUACCUGCUCACAGCCCAUGGGUGGACUCGGCCCCCUGGGGUUCAGACCCAGGUCCAUUCGGCCUGGUGAUGACGUCAUCGUCUAUCCCACCUUCCUUUGCCCCCAGGAAAGGACGCAUCCACCCGUAGCGGCCCCAGCUGACUGCUGCGGUGUGCCGGGGAGCUGAAAUGAGGCUUGCCAGGGGCCCUGUGUGCUGUGCUCUGGAGCCUUCGCUCCCGUCGGGGCUGACAUCGUCUGGUGGCGUGUCCAAGUGUGCCUAGCAGCGGACGCUGAAGCACCAGAGCUCAAGGCCUUCACCUGCUCUAGGCCAGCCCCGUCCCCACACCCCACCACCUCCACUGCCAUGACCAGGCUGAAGACAGGGAACGCCCUCCCCAGACCGGCCGUCCAGCAAGGCCCCGAGACUUUUCUUCUGUGAUCUCCAAAAGCAAGGCAGCCGCGCUGUUCUGUUUCCUCUCCAUCUGCCACCUCCCCUCCCACUGCCCCAGAAGUUUCUAUCAUUCCAUGGAGAAAGCUGUGUUCCAAUGAAUCCUACCUCUUGCCCAGUCCCAGGCAGAGUAAGCAGGGCCCACCUAGGGACCAAGAAAGAGUAGGAAGAAGGGGACGAGCCGGGAGCAAAACCACCUCAGACACCUGGAACUUCUCAGCCUUCUCCCCGCGGCCAGCCGGGUCUCCGGGGACCCUGGGCCCUGGGCCGCCCAUUCCUGGCCCUCCCGCUGCAUCUCAGACCUGACGCCUGUCCGGGGGGAUGGGGUGGCCUGUACCCGCCUUCUCUCCCUCCUCCUGACCCACCCCCUCACCCCCACCCCUGUGUGUUUCGCCAGUUAAGCACCUGUGACUCCAGUACCUACUACUGGUUUUUGGUUGGUUGUUCUGUCUUUUUUUUAAUUAAAUAAAAACAUUUUUAAAAUG
Messenger RNA from Rhinopithecus roxellana (golden snub-nosed monkey), 2203 nucleotides. RefSeq lists its product as uncharacterized. NCBI's taxonomy places the organism in Eukaryota, Metazoa, Chordata, Mammalia, Primates, Cercopithecidae. The record is from RefSeq and is a predicted model, not a curated record.